Messenger RNA from Penicillium waksmanii, 1347 nucleotides. Its product is annotated as metal-dependent hydrolase family protein. The transcript has a single exon. Gene Ontology annotation, molecular function: hydrolase activity, acting on carbon-nitrogen (but not peptide) bonds. The record is from RefSeq and is a predicted model, not a curated record. Lineage: Eukaryota; Fungi; Ascomycota; Eurotiomycetes; Eurotiales; Aspergillaceae. The coding region runs from base 1 to 1347 and encodes 448 amino acids.
AUGACCAACAACCUAAGUGUCAAGCCGUGGUUGCCUCAGACACCACCUCCCGAGGUCACUUUCUUCAAUGUGAAUCUGGUUGAUACUGAGCUAGGUGAAGUGGCUCCUAACUCUACUGUGAAGAUCAAGGAUGGUCUCAUCAUCGAUGUGACGACUGGAAGCGCAGAGUCUCACACUUUGCUCGAUGGAACCAACACAGUGGAUCUGAAGGGUCAAUACCUCUGCCCAGGCCUUAUCGACUGCCAUGUUCAUCUGACAGCGACACCUGGAGCUCUUUCACUGAAGGACUUGUUUUCAGCAAGCCCUAAUAGCAUCGCAUACCGUACGGCAUUUGUUGCGCGAGAGAUGCUACUUCGUGGAUUCACUACAGCUCGUGAUACUGGUGGAGCGGACUCUUCUCUUCGCGAGGCUAUUCGAGAAGGUCUCAUCAUUGGUCCUCGGCUGUUUAUCGCUGGAAAAGCCCUGUCUCAAACAGGAGGCCACGGAGACCUUCGAGCUAGCUUUGAGGGAGAACAGCACAAGUGCUGUGGGGGCCACUCGCCCGCCUUCGCGCGUGUAUGUGAUGGAGUUCCCGAAUGCCUUAGUGCGGUACGAGAUGAGCUACGACAGGGCGCGGAUUUCAUCAAAAUAAUGUGCGGAGGGGGUGUUGCCACUCCAGCAGAUGCCCUCGACAUGCUUCAGUUCACCGCGGAAGAGAUACGUGCGAUAACAACGACUGCUAGAUACUCCAAAACCUAUGUGACGGCUCAUGCAUACACUAUUGAUGCAAUCCGUCAUGCUGUCGAUAAUGGGGUGAUGGGAAUUGAGCACGGAAAUUUCAUCGACGAGGAGACUGCAGCUUACUGCACCAGAAAAGGAGUAAUUUUUACUCCGACUCUUGUCACUUACAAAAGCAUGACCCGGCCUCCAUUCGACAAUUUCCUUGACAAAUUUAGCCAGGAAAAAAACCGCCAGGUUCUUGCAAGUGGGUUAGGUGCGCUUUCAGUUCUUCAGAAAGCAGGAGCAACAAUCUGCUAUGGAUCGGAUCUCCUGGCAGGUCUGCACUCUCUGCAAAACGAGGAGUUUUCGAUCCGUUCUUCUGUGUUGAGUGCAAAAGAAAUUCUCCAGUCUGCCACGGUGAAUGCUGCCAAGCUUCUAGGAAUGGAGAAUCGACUAGGAUGCAUCAAGAAGGGGGGUAUUGCAGACAUUCUCAUUCUGAAAACCAAUCCGCUCGAAGACAUUACGAUCUUAGAUCGGAUUGAUGAAAGCCUGGUGGCUAUUAUUAAGGAAGGUCGCGUGGUUUUCAAGCGAUCGAGUUGGUUGGCUGUUGACCCGAUGUACGACCCAUGCCGUGUUCAAGCAGAAUAA